AUGGGCGUUCCUCAAGCCAGGUCCACUGGGCCCCCGUCAGCCCUCGAUGCCAUCAGAGUGUGGUGGAAAGGGAAGAACUUCUCAGAGGAAGCGGGGGAAGUUGCUGUUCUGGCAGCUCUCCAGCUCUCUGUGUGCCUCCACCAGGUGCCAGACUUUGUGAGGAACAUGCACCAGAGACUUGUAUCCAGUGCACCUCCAGGUGACAGGGUGUUAAUGGACAUCCUGAGGCUGACCGAGGCACACCCCACUGAUGUCACAGUCACCCUCCUGCGCUGUGCCCCAUCAUGUGACAGGGCUGCUACAAUCAUGUGGAGAACCAUAGCCUCAUCAGGAGUGGCAGUGGACAAGGUGUUGCCAACAUUGCUCUGUGUGCUGGAGGACUGGCCACUGCAUAGAGUGUCCACCUCUGAUGGGGACAAAACAAGAGUCUUUGCCCUGGCUGCAACCAGGGUCGUUUGGGAGAUUCUCCGCCUGCCCUGGUGUCCAGCACCAUUUAUGGAAUAUUCUCCCCGCCUCCUUGUGGCUCUGCUUUUCCAAGUUUUUGUCAGCACAUUAGAUUUGCCAGAGGAGGUCAAUACCUUCUGGAAGGAAUGCCAGGAGCAACUCAGCCUUCCCACCAGCAUCAACAGGUUUGCAGUGCAGACCCUGAGGGCACUGUUCCGCCAUCUGCGGUGUCUGGAUUUACUGGUGGCUAUGGAGCGCAAACAUGGCUGGGACACGCUGCUCCGUGCUGACACCCACCAUUAUGCUGUGGGUCUGCUGGCCAGGGAGAUGCACCGUACCUCAAACCCCUUGUGUUCCUGCAUUGCACUCCGCCUGCUGGGGCUGCUCAGCUCACAGAAGCCACGCUGGGAUCUGCCUGCCCUGGCCUUCAUUGUGGAGGUCCUCGAGUGCCCUGACAUGAGGGAAUGGAGUGACAGUGCCCUGGAGAUCAUUUCAAGGAACCUGCAGAGCAAAUCCAGGGAGAAGCGUUACCUGGCGCUCAGAGGCCUUGUGGUGCUCAGCAAGGAUCCCUCGCUGGCCGAAGGCAUCCGGAGUCUGACACAGAGCCUCCUGGCCCUACUGCAGGAUGCAGAUGGAGAGGUGGUUGCAUUGAUCCUCUCUGUAUUCCUGAAUGAGCUCCAGGACCGAGCCAUCCUAGUAUCCAGUCCCACUGCCCUGCAGCUGGCUGAGGUGCUCCGGCCACUCAUUGACCAAGACAAUAGCCAUGUGCAGCUGCUCUCCAUUCACCUCUUCCGAGAGGUGAUGGAGCUAGUAAUGGACACGGGAAAAAAGCCCCUGAAGAAACAUGUGAGCAAGAGCCUGCUCCCACUCUUCAUCCACUGCCAUGAUGAGAACUGGCAGGUGGCAAAGGCUUCUCGGGAAACGCUGCUUCGUGCGGCAAAGUUCCUGAAGAGGAGGCAUCUGAAGCAGCUGCUGAAGAAGGAGCAGCUGUCAAAGUUUGCUGAGUGCCUGCUGGCAGAGGACAGCAGCAGCGCGGCCGAGCUCCUGCGCCGGGCCCUGCCCUACCUGCAGAGCCCACAGGAGCCCCUGCGAGAGGCAGCUGUCAGGUUCAUGGGGAUUGCAGGGCGGUACUUGAGGAGGCAGCAGGAAGAGACCCAGCUCAUCUACAAGGCCCUUCAGGACCUGGCUGAUGACGUCAGCCCUGCCAUCUCGAGAUUGGCAAUUCAAACCCUGCAACUCUUAAAAGCUGCACAGAGAGCUCCAUAUUCUCCAGGUUUCAGAAGUGUGGUAGAUAGGGACAGGCAAACUGAAGAUUUUGGGAUGUAACAGAAAGCAAGACUCUUCCCCCCUCAUCCUGUGAUAUGUAAUCCAUCACCCCUGAGACAUGUAACCCCUCCUAACUCAGUAGUUUUCCACCCCUUACUAACCCUAGAGACCCUACCUUCUUCCUUUGACGUAGCAAAGCCCCCUUGACUA
Molecule: messenger RNA, 1920 nt
Organism: Lonchura striata (white-rumped munia)
Lineage: Eukaryota; Metazoa; Chordata; Aves; Passeriformes; Estrildidae
Source: RefSeq, a predicted model, not a curated record